AUGACUGGGCGCACUCGCCGCGCAUCGACCUCGAGCGUCGAAAGCCUCGAUGAUGGGCAUGUCCAAUGGCGUCAGGAAGCGUCAAUCUUGCGCUCCGUGGCCAAGGCUGAGCCUAGCGAUAGCUGGCCCAUCUUCCAGCUGCGCGACGCAAUUGUCCUGAACCGCGAUGGCACCACGGUCGAGAAUGCGCUGAACAUUGUCCCGAAUGGCCCGUUCAUAGUGCGCGGAUACCUCCACUUCUCAGGCGAUGAGAAACGAUUCCUCCUUGUGCGCGGAAGAUCCCCGAUCCCAGUUGAAAUCAGACACUGUCUACUAUACUCUGUGGGAGAAACGAACGACGGAGCGAUUCAAAUUUGGGUAUCAGGCCGCGCCGGCUGGUUUGAGAUUCAGCCCUGUGCGGCCUACCAGGCGACCUACGACACCAUGUGCCAGGCAACGACCCUUUACUACAGUAUCAUGGAUGCCACUGAGGCCUUGAACGAGAAGCCGGCACGCGGGAAAAAGUCCAAGUCGCCAUCGUCACAGAAGGACGUUCUAGCGUCAAUGUUCCACCAGUAUGCCGCUGCCGUGGGUGAUGGCUCAACACAUGAAGACGUUGUUGCGCGAUGCAAUAAACACGCCAUUUUUCUCAUCUCCCAGUUCAUGCAAGACGAUAGCGUAGUAGACUGGAAAGCCUCUGCAUUCUAUAAAUGGAUCAAGUCUAAAAACGGGGCUCUUUUUGAGAAAGUCGACAACGCAAAAAAGAACCCACGUCAGCGUACGAGAUCUCCAUCCUUUAUUGAGCCGCCGCCUCGAGCAACUACGAGCCUGUCGAGGAAAAGUGAGAGCAUUGAAGAGAUCGAUGAACGUGCAUUCACGACUCGGACGACGCGUCGCUCUGCUAGUGCUGCCCAACAGCCGCAGACGGUUAUCCCAAUACACCCCAGACAAAGUGUACACCCACCUGCACCACCAGCUCCUACGCCUGUAGCUGCCGAUUCAGACUCGCCAUUCCAGACCGUCCUAACCGCGCUUGAGAACUGUUUCGACUCGAGUAACCCCAAAGGCGGAGUUAAAGUAUCCGGCAUUCUAAACAAGUUGUACUUUCAAUACCGAUUCCCGACCUACAAAGACAGCACACCAGGCUCCCACAAACGCCCCGUUGAGGAAGUUCUGCACUACAACGCCGCUGCUCUUCUCCAAGCCAUCGACCAUGACAAGUAUAAAAAUGGAGAGGUAUAUGACUGGCUUGUGGAUCUCUCAAAGAAGAAGUUUGCACAUUAUGCGCUGAGCGCAGAUAGCCUGCCUUUUCGCAUUGUGCCCAGAGAACAGCGCCCAUACCGCACCCGAAAGAGCGACGCGACGCUUGAGCCGGCGCGGCCAAUUGCGCGGUCAAUUGCGCGGUCGCAAAGUCCAAGUACGCCCAGAAUAGGCAAGCGACCCGGUCGACCUGUGGGCAGCAAAUCAAGCCUCCGCCCCGUCCAAUCAAACAAGAGGAGGUCUCGUGCGAUUUUUGAUGACGAGACGGACACCGAACCAGUGGCAAAGAAGCUCAACUUCCGGUCCGACCAGGACGGCGACGAGACCAUGGGCGAUGUCGAGGGCUUCGAGUCUGGCGAUGAGGAAGUUGAUGGCGCGCUUCAGGUCGGCGACUCGCUUGAUUCGUCGAGCGAGCACGAGGCUAUCGAUGACGAAGAUAGGUUUGUCAACCUCACUAUCCUCGCAGAAAAGAUGCCAGAUCCCAUGCCGACGGGGUAUCAAGGCACAUGGGCAUGUGAUCAGCUAGACUGCGACUUCAUCGCGCGAGGCGGUGGCGAGGACGAGCUGGACGACCGCAUCUCUGCGCAUUUGCGAGAGCACGAGCAGCUCGUUGACAGGAUGCAAUUGGCUGUCAGCGAGAGCCGAGGACUGCUGCCGAUCAGUCAUCUGUUGGAAAAGCUCAAGCAAGUGGGAGAAGGCGCCCAAGGACCGACUGACAGCCAAGGCAACGAGGUGGCUCAGCCUAUUAAGCGGCAGCUGUUCGUUUAG
This is a messenger RNA of Cordyceps fumosorosea ARSEF 2679, 2007 nucleotides long. RefSeq lists its product as hypothetical. The transcript is spliced from 5 exons. Lineage: Eukaryota; Fungi; Ascomycota; Sordariomycetes; Hypocreales; Cordycipitaceae. The record is from RefSeq and is a predicted model, not a curated record. Bases 1 to 2007 code for a protein of 668 amino acids.